AUGACGAUAGCGCCGCCAACGUUGCUCGCGUUUGUCGUCCUGGCCGGCGCGCUGGCCGGCGGCGGCGGCGUCGUGGAUGCGGCGCUGCUGAAGGCGCACUUCUACAGGCACAGCUGCCCAGCGGCGGAGGCAGUUGUGCGGGACAUCGUGCAGGCCCGCGUGGCCGAGGACCCCGCCGCGCUCCCCGCUAGGCUGCUCCGCCUCUUCUUCCACGACUGCUUCGUGAGGGGCUGCGACGCGUCGCUGCUGAUCGACUCCACGUCCACCGCGGGCAGCGGCACGGCGGAGAAGGACGCCGCGCCAAACAGGUCACUGGGCGGCUUCGACGUCGUGGACACCGCCAAGGCCGUGCUGGAGGCCGUCUGCCCCGGCGUCGUCUCCUGCGCCGACAUCGUCGCGCUCGCCGCCAGGGACGCCGUCUCUGUCCAGUUCGGUCGUGACCUGUGGGACGUGCAGCUGGGGCGGCGCGACGGCGUGGUGUCGCGCGCGUCGGAGGCGCUGGCGAACAUCCCCUCGCCGUCGGACAACUUCACCGCGCUGGAGGCCAGCUUCGCCAGCAAGGGCCUCGACGUCAAGGACCUCGUCAUCCUCUCAGGUGCGCACACCAUCGGCGUCGGUCACUGCAACCUCUUCAGCAGCCGCCUGUUCAGCUCCACCCCCACCGGCGCCGUCACCCCCGCCACCGACCCGACCCUCAACGCUGCCUAUGCCGUGCAGCUGCGCGGGGCGUGCAGGUCGCCGUCUAACAACGCUACCGUCGUGCCCAUGGACCCCAGCAGCCCGGCCCGGUUCGACUCCCAUUACUACGUCAAUCUCAAGCUUGGCCGUGGGUUGUUCAGGUCCGACGCCGCCCUGCUCACCGACCGCCGUGCCGUCGGCAUGAUCCACGGGCUCACCAAGGAAGGCCACUUCCUGAAGGAGUUCAAGAACGCCGUUCGUAAGAUGGGUCGCGUUGGUGUCCUCACCGGAGACCAGGGAGAGAUUAGGAGAAACUGUAGGGUCAUCAACUCAUGA
Messenger RNA from Lolium rigidum, 1014 nucleotides. RefSeq names its product peroxidase 3-like. The record is from RefSeq and is a predicted model, not a curated record. Gene Ontology annotation, biological process: hydrogen peroxide catabolic process; response to oxidative stress. The transcript has 3 exons. The coding region runs from base 1 to 1014 and encodes 337 amino acids. Gene Ontology annotation, cellular component: plant-type cell wall; plasmodesma. Gene Ontology annotation, molecular function: peroxidase activity; heme binding. NCBI's taxonomy places the organism in Eukaryota, Viridiplantae, Streptophyta, Magnoliopsida, Poales, Poaceae.